AUGUUCCUCUCCCGCUUCUUCUUCAUUCUCCUAUCUUCCUUGGGUUUCUUCACCCUCUCUUUCGCCGCGGCCGUCCCCCGUGACUGGAACGAAAAAUACCACCACCCACGCGUCCUGGUGCCCCAAUCCUACUACGAAGUACUUCGUCUCCGCUCAACAGCCUUUCUCAACUCGCGCUUUAUCGCGACAAAUAUCGUCUGUUUGGAUCGCUCCAAGAGAAUCCCCACAAAGGAUGAAUCCACUUCCCUCCUUUCUAUCUGCCCUUCCUUCUCGACUUCCCCCUCGGCAACCGCGAAGUGCGGCAUUUCCCAAAGGGAAGUGUCGGCGAGGUCCGGUGCGGCUGAGAUCAAGUUGCAGGCUGUGAGGGAGAAUGAGACGGUCGUGUCGUUAACGAAGGAGAGAUGGGUACAGUGUGUGGCAGCCGCAAGGGAGGUGUGUCCGACGGGGAGUGUGGAGGCCGUGUGUGUGGGUGUGGCGAGUAGGGGCGGGGAUGUUAAGUUCACGCUGACGGGGGUUUAA
This is a messenger RNA of Thermochaetoides thermophila DSM 1495, 519 nucleotides long. RefSeq lists its product as uncharacterized. The record is from RefSeq and is a predicted model, not a curated record. Lineage: Eukaryota; Fungi; Ascomycota; Sordariomycetes; Sordariales; Chaetomiaceae. The transcript has 2 exons. Bases 1 to 519 code for a protein of 172 amino acids.